GUUAGAUUUACAGAUUUAAUCCUCACGAGUGUGAAUUUAUCUUUAUGCUACUAUUAUAAUUAUUGUGGUAACAUCAAGUAGUCUAUUGAUGAUUGAGAACUGAUUCUGCAGAACGCGAAGUAAACUAAAUGAUCAGUAGCAAUGGCAGCAGUUGAAAUCGUUCCUGGCGACGUGGUAGAGAGAUUGAUCGACGAUAUCAGCUUCGACGCCUUAAUCCUCCGAAAAAGCAUCAGUUGCGGUGGUUUCGAUAUACUAUACCUGGACGAUCAGAAACUAGAACGGGAUGUGCCACUGCAGGAAAUGCAAAAGGAACAGUGUAGUGACGGGGUGUUAUGUUAAAGGGAGAUCCAGCAAGUCGAGAAGAUGGGGUGAAUAUAGUAGAAUAAUGUCCAUCUUCGUAGUUCGCAUAAGUAUACUUUUACACGACGGUAGUCGUGUAAGAACACCUAUUUAUCAUGAUUAUCCCUCAAAGAAUACAAGGACAUGGACAACUACUUCGACCUCGAAAUCUUAGAAGCUCGAAGUACUUAAGGCCUAGACGCUAGACGUAAACUAAAGUUCAAGUUCCUUCUUGUAUCUAACAAAUCUCCCUGGCUCAAGACCAAUGGUUCGUCUAGACCUAUCGUCACUACGCGAAUUCGGUCUGAGGAAGCUGGAGGAUGCGGACAAGAAUGCCGCAGUGGCAGAACGACCAAGAACAGCAUGCGGUGACUCGACCAGCACUGUCGUGAAACGAGGCAACAUGGUUUCAAUAGGACACUCUGGCUUGAAAAGCUACGAUCCUGAGGACGGAACUAGAGUAGUGACGUUUUUGAACGGCGAGCCAGCGAGUAGUAGUACGUCGGAUGUUGAGGAGGAGGAAACUAUAACUAUUGCAGAGAACUGUAGAAGGCACACUGGAUCUGGAGAAGGUGCUUCGCGAAAGAAAGGUGCUUCGCGAAAGAAAGGUGAAGCAGGUGUCUUACGAAGUAUCUUUCAUAAGUAUUUACUCAUUGGGUCGUGUGGUUCAAGAUUACGGUUUUUUUCUCAAUAUUCUGAUAGCGAUGAUCUUGACCAUCAUUUCGAGUCAGGUAGUUUUAUUUCGUUUUCACAAGAAUUUGAAAUUGAAAAAUACACAUUCACAUACACUGAUGGCUGAUCUUCAAUAUUAAGAACUAAAGCUUCAUCACUCAGGUUUCGACAGUGCGGGCAACUUCGUUGACGCCGACGGCAACGUUGUGGCAUCGCCUAUGAAGCACGGCAGCGAAGACGAUGAGGGUGGGACGAGAAGUCCGCUUCCAUUUGGCAUGAUGGAAUCGGAAAAGUUACUCCAAGUUAUGAUGGACAAGACGAAGAGAAGAGCGUGUUUUUCAUCUUUCUAACACAAAUACCGACUCAGACUACAGGACGAGCCUGAAUUAUAUCAACAGAAAUCCACUGUCCAGCUAUUUGUAGGAAAUCCAGUGUCCAACAAGGAUUCGUCUGCUAUUUGUAGGAUGAUGAAAAAGAUGAAUAGCCAUCUUCAUCCAGCGCCCCACUACAUUUUCAUAUCCUAGUAUGCAGUCGAGCAAAAUAGCAGUACCGGAGGAAGUAGGCCUGUGAGCAGCGGUUCAGGCGGCAACUUUCCAGAGUCAGAUCUCGAAAUCCACUCUGUCGCAAGUAGUUCCAGUAUAGGCGUGAGAGGCAUCCAAAACCUCAGAAAAAUACGCGGAGAACAAGGUGGAGGAGGUGCCUCUUCAUCCUCAGUACAUGAUUUAGGAUGAUUCAGGAUGUCGAACCCAUUCUGAUCGACAUCGACUUCUUCUGCGCGAUUUAGAUUUGAGAACCUUUUUAUUUAAAUAUAUCCUGUACCUACUAUCCUUCCUUUUUCUUUUCCUAGUUAGCUUGGCUCCACCCAUAAUAUAUAUUAACGGAGGUGAUAAAAAGUAACUUAUAGUACAUAGAAGCACAAGUAGACUAGAAACGUGUAUUAAUAGACAGCGAUCCAGCCCCCGUGUUUUUGGCAGACGACACCAAGUGCAUGCUUCAUGUCAUUCGGUUGAAUCCUGGUCAUCUUCAUGUCAGUCCUUACAUUCGGUUGAUGCUUGUCAGAUCAGAU
Messenger RNA from Amoebophrya sp. A25, 2077 nucleotides. The record is from the annotation of a GenBank genome assembly. NCBI's taxonomy places the organism in Eukaryota, Dinophyceae, Syndiniales, Amoebophryaceae.